AUGGCUGAACAUGCCCCAGCUACCUUUUCCAACCUUACCUUUUUUAUGCCAUGUAAUGUCAGGCCUGUCUUAUUAUUCAAGCGAAGAAAUGUUGCUACAGCACAAGAAGAAACAGAAGAAGAAGUUAUGUCAGAUGGAGGCUUUCAUGAGGCCCAGAUUAAUAAUAUGGAGAUGGCACCAGGUGGUGUCAUUACUUCUGACAUGAUCGAAAUGAUAUUUUCCAAUAGUCCAGAGCAACAGCUUUCAGCAACACAGAAAUUCAGAAAACUCCUUUCAAAAGAACCUAAUCCUCCUAUUGAUGAAGUUAUCAGCACACCAGGAGUAGUGGCCAGGUUUGUGGAGUUCCUCAAAAGAAAAGAGAAUUGUACACUGCAGUUUGAAUCAGCUUGGGUACUGACAAAUAUUGCUUCAGGAAAUUCUCUUCAAACCCGGAUUGUGAUCCAGGCAGGAGCUGUGCCCAUCUUCAUAGAGUUACUCAGCUCAGAGUUUGAAGAUGUCCAGGAACAGGCAGUCUGGGCUCUUGGCAACAUUGCUGGAGACAGUACCAUGUGCAGGGACUAUGUCUUAGACUGCAAUAUCCUUCCCCCUCUUUUGCAGUUAUUUUCAAAGCAAAACCGCCUAACCAUGACCCGGAAUGCAGUAUGGGCUUUGUCUAAUCUCUGUAGAGGGAAAAGUCCACCUCCAGAAUUUGCAAAGGUUUCCCCCUGUCUGAAUGUGCUUUCCUGGUUGCUGUUUGUCAGUGACACUGAUGUAUUGGCAGAUGCCUGCUGGGCCCUCUCAUAUCUAUCAGAUGGACCCAAUGAUAAAAUUCAAGCAGUCAUUGAUGCAGGAGUAUGUAGGAGACUUGUGGAACUACUGAUGCAUAAUGAUUAUAAAGUGGUUUCUCCUGCUUUGCGGGCUGUGGGAAACAUUGUCACAGGUGAUGAUAUUCAGACACAGGUAAUUUUGAAUUGCUCAGCUCUGCAGAGUUUAUUGCAUUUGCUGAGUAGCCCAAAGGAAUCUAUCAAAAAGGAAGCAUGCUGGACAAUAUCUAAUAUCACAGCUGGCAAUAGGGCACAGAUCCAGACUGUGAUAGAUGCCAACAUUUUUCCAGCCCUCAUUAGUAUAUUACAAACUGCUGAGUUUCGGACAAGGAAAGAAGCAGCUUGGGCCAUCACAAAUGCAACUUCUGGAGGAUCAGCUGAACAGAUCAAGUACUUAGUAGAACUGGGUUGUAUCAAGCCGCUCUGUGAUCUCCUCACAGUCAUGGACUCCAAGAUUGUACAGGUUGCCCUAAAUGGCUUGGAAAAUAUCCUGAGGCUUGGAGAACAAGAAGCUAAAAGGAACGGCAGUGGCAUUAACCCUUACUGUGCUUUGAUUGAAGAAGCUUACGGUCUGGAUAAAAUUGAAUUCUUACAAAGUCAUGAAAACCAGGAGAUCUACCAGAAGGCCUUUGAUCUUAUUGAACAUUACUUUGGGACCGAAGAUGAGGACAGCAGCAUUGCACCUCAGGUUGACCUUAGCCAGCAGCAGUACAUCUUCCAGCAGUGUGAGGCUCCUAUGGAAGGUUUCCAGCUUUGAAGCAAUACUCUGCUUUCAUGUUCCUGUGUCAGACCAGGCUACCCAGUCGAGUCCUCUUGUGGAGCCCACAGCCUUCAUGGAGCUAACUUCUCAAAUGUUUUCCAUAAUACUGUUUGCGCUCAUUUGCUUGCCUUGCGCACCUGCUCUCUUACACACAUCUGGAAAACCUCUGGCUCUCUGUGGUGGAAUACCCUUCUAAUAAAAGGGUAACCAGAACGCCCCACUCUCAUGGAAAAAUCCCUAGGCUUUGGAGACGCGCACUUACAUUAGAGUCAUGGGAAUAUAUGCAUAUUAAUGUGGCUCCCUUUUUUGUGGGGGGAAAAAGAGAGGACUCCUCAUUCCCUUUAAAGUGGGAAAAAAUAUUGACAUUAAAGAUGAGACUAAAAAACCUUUAUCUUGAAUUUCACACAACUACACUUGCAACAAGAGAGAUGUUUAGUCCUAUUGUGUAUACUUCAGAGUACUUUUCAUAAGUUCUUCCACAGUGAACCCUUGGAUUACCUGGUGGCUCUUUCUAGCCAAGUUUGCAUUAAUUCUUACUGAGAUUGGAUGGUUUUCUUUCCUCUAUUGGCGCCAUUCUUCAGAUAUUUAAGUCAAACCAUCUCCCUCACCUUCAGCCUUCAGUGAAUGGGCUUUCUAGUUGUCAAGAGUGCUGAAGAAUUAACACUUUGAUUAUUAAAUGUGAUACUGGUUUGCAGAUUCCCUUAGAGCAGAAAGGAGAGGAGCACAUAUUAAUUUGUAUGGCUUUGGCUUCUCUUUGGUCUUAUGUGUGUUAGGAUUUGGAAGUGGUUCAGUUCUAAUGCUGAUAUGAAGAUUUAGAAUCCUUAAUAAUCAAAAACAUAUCCCAUAACUCAAUAAAGUAAGUCAAACAAACAAAAAACUGUUUGAUUUCCCCAAACUCAACCAGUGUGACUAGAGGCUGUGUUUCUGCAUUAAAACAAAUGUUUUUCAGACUUUAUGGUCCUGAUCAAGGGCCUCAUUAAAUUGGAGUUCACUCUGGGUGCUUUUCCCCUCUGUGACUGGCAGAUAACGUAAACAUUUAAAGGUAACUUAGGGAUUUUUUUUUCCUUAGGUGCAGCUUGAUUGUAAGGUACUCAUGCUGCAUAUAUGAUCCCUUUAAUGUAGCAUCAUUAUCUUUAAAAAAUAACUACCUUCUCAACAUGACCUGCUUAACCCCAAUAAGGGCAGUGAUCUUUUUUCCUUAUAACUUCUUGUUCCCUAAUCAUUUCAUCUCCUACAAGUACUAUCCCCCCACCCCCCAAAUAAAAAGUGUUCACCUUCUGGCUCAUUUAAUGAUGACUGCAAUCUAUACCUACAAAUGGCGCUUCCAGUACUGUGUUCAGUGAUACAUAUCUAUGCUUGGACUGGAACGAAAAAAUAAGCUUAAUUGCCAAGAAAACUGCAAAUGAGUUGAAUACGACUUCUCGGUGCUAGUUGGCUAUCUUGACUCGAUGUUGGGAUAUACUGUCAGAGAAGAUUUUUUUGUUGAUGUGCCGUUCAAAAUGAAUUCUGAAGGAAAAGUUGCUCACUUCUGUUUCAGAGCAUAACCUUUUAAACCUCUUUAGACUUGUCUUCCUCUAGAAUUCAUUAUAACCCCAAAGUGUAAAAACUAUUUAGAAGUUGCCCCUGAUAAGCUAUUAUACAUCUCUGGUAAAUCCUGCUGAAUAUAAGGGAUAUUCAGAGCUUUCAUACCUCAUCGUGAUGUUAUUUAAGCAGCCAACUUAUGUGACCUGAUUUAAACUUUUAAAAUAUCCACUUCAAACUAGAAUGAUUCAAAAGACAAAGGACAUUUAUCAGCCAAGAGAGUGACGCAUUCUUCGCACCUAAUCUGUAGUUGUGUCUGUGCUCUGGAUGGAUACGUCUGAUGUCUGUCUGUUAUGAUGGAGCAGCCACUGCAAAACCAGUCAACUCCCAUCUAUAACUGUUACUUUUUCUAGUGCUGCUUUGUGCUGAGAGAACAUUUUAGUUUACUGCACUUGACCUGUAAAAGACUUUGAUUCUUUGUAAUUUUAGGGAUAAAUUAGGUGGUUAAUUUAAAGAACUUUCAAUGUUGCCUUUACAUCACAUUAAAAUAUAACUUCUUUCAGAAGAGUAAUGGAAGCACUGAUUCAUAGUAAAAAUCUUGUUUUUAGCUUUGACUUUUUUUGUGGCUGAGUUUUUUAAAAUUGUAAAUUUUAAAACGUCAUUCUAUAGGAUGUUUUAAAUUAUGUACCUUCUAUUGGAUAGUUAAAAAUUUUUCAUUUUAUAAACCAAUUUGAAUGGAAAAAAUACAAAGCACACAAAGUUGUUUCCCCAUGUUAGUAAGAGUAGUAUACAUUGGGAAUUUUUGCUCGCAAUUGCAGUUGUCUCAAUGAAUGAAUUAAAACAAAGUCCAUUUAACUGAUGUGAUCUAUUUUCUGUCUAAAACAGAGGAAUUUAUCUUGCUUCUGUUCUAGAGGAAGUUCAUGAACCAUAGAUCUGAACUGUUUUUUUUUUUAACAGUAAUUUUUUUUUUUAAGUAUAAAAGUUGGAAUUGGCUAAAAGUUAAAUCCCAGCAUAACUCACAUGUGCUGGAACUUGGUAGUGAUAUAGCAACUUUUUGGUAAUAGAAAUGGCAUUUACAGGGGUAAUCGCAAAUCCUGUUUUUGGUUCUCUGCCUGAAAGAUUCUGUUAAUUUAGUUUCAAUUUAUUGAAUACCCUAUUGCUAAGGUGUUACUCAUUACAAAAGCAUGUUAAUAACACAGGGAAACUCUUGCAGUUUUGUAUAAUGAUCAAGGGGGAAGUGGCUUCAUUUUUCCUCUUUUUUCCUUCAAACUUUCAAAGUAUAUUCUCUGUAAUGAGAACUUUGGUGGGGGAAAAGAGCAUUGAGAGAAUUUGGGGUGUGCAAGCAUCUGGUAUCUUAAGGAACAGCAGAUAGAUAUGGUUGGAUUGAGACAUAACCAGGGAAGGUAAAGAUGAUGGAUAUGAAGAAAAGAGAUUUCAGUUCUCCUGGGAUACUUUCUUUCAUGUUCUUGUCACUAAUUAAUCAAGACCCCUCUCAGCUCUUACCCUUGUCAGUUGUACUGGGUUUGAAAACUAUUGCCCUAGGAUUGUUUUUCAUGUGCCAGAUAAAGCUGAUUGGGCUCUGGGUCAUUUUCAGCAUUACUGUUACAAAGAAAAUCACAGACAAUUGUCCCGUAAUAAAUCUGAAUUAUUCCAAGUUGCUGCUGAUUUUGCCUGAGAAAAAAUACAUUAAGUAUAUUUUAUAAACCAAACUUUGUCAACUAAAUCCUCUAUUGUACAUGGCUACCCACAGGCAACUUUGAAUUUACUUCUUUAGUGCUAAAUAAACAUUUCAGCUGUUAAAUCCCCCAACUUGGGGUUUCAUUAUGAAAAGGUUUUCCGUGGGUCAAGGGAUUUCUUCUCUUUUUUGCUCAUAGUUUGUGAAAAUUUUCAUAUCGACAGGCAAUUGUCAUUAUAGCUGUUUUAGAGGUUGGGGCUUUUUAUGUAUUGUGAUGUCUAAGGAUGAUGUUCAGUAAAGAAAAGGGAUCCACUUUUAGAAAGGGUCAUUGUUUGCUUUAAAAUUAAAUACUAUAUGCUACCUCCUACAUUCCAAAAUUUGCUCAUUUGCAGAGAGAGGUGUGCCUAUAUAUGGAAGUCUCAAAUAUGAAUUUUGGCCAUCCUAUAUCAAUAGGACCAUCUCCUUUUGUUGUGAGUGAGCAGAUUAAAUAUUUUCCCAGCUGGGAAAUAGUUUGGGCUACCUUUUUCUAUCACCAAAGUUAAAGUAUACUCUGAUACCUGAAGAACAAGAAAAAAGUUUAAUUUUUUAAAAAAGUUAAAGUAAUUGAAAGCCAGAUGUAACUAGCACAAUAAGUUGGCUGUAAUAUAAGGAAUCAUCCAUAACAUGCUUUAUUGUCAGAAAAAGACAAGUUAUAAGAACGGGUACCAGGGUAUUAGAAGAAUGUGUGAUAAAGCAAAUAUUUAUAUACUAAUUAAAAAUAUCAAAUUGCUACUGGACAUAUAAUGCAUCUGGAAGCUUGAGAUAAGAAGAAAGAAUUAAGGGUAGAUGAAGUUCCAUUCUGUUUUCAACUAAGGAUAAACAAAAUUCCCAGCAUGUUUUCCUAUAAGUCAAAUAAAGGCAACUUGUCUUUAUUUGAGCCUCUGUUGUGUGCCAGGUACCUGGCUAAGGGCUUUCCUGUUUUCUCACUUAAUCCUUAAGGUGGAAAAUUAUCACUAUAAUGACUUUGCCCCAAGGUCACAACCCUUAGAUACUGGCUGUCCAAGGGAGGGGAAGAGCUCUGCAAGUUCUGUGUCUUGAAGAGAGCAGUGGUCACAUGAUAGUCUUCUGUGCCCAGGAACUCCCAGAGCUAGACUUUCAGGAGCCACAGCUGAACCAGCCCUUUUUGUUAGACCAUUGUUCCUGACUUUUCAUCAUCAGCACCCUGAAAAUGAUUGAAUCAGGUAUAAAUUUCUUUUAGGUUACAUAGUCUGGUGUGUAGGCCCUCUCAGCCCAACCAUCUUUCUCCCUUCUGUGGUGCUAAAAUUCUGUAUAACCAGAGAAGUACAACAACAGAAGUUGAAAAAAAUUAAUAUGCAAAUGAUUGAGUUUAGUAUCAAUGGUUAAGCUCAUAGAAACAUGUUCCCAUUCAAACUCAAAUGUAGAAGGUAUUGACAGAGAAAGAAAGGCUUUGGAAUGAAGAAUUACUUACUGCCUUAGAAAGCAGUGCCAUGGACGUGAAUUUAACAGCCUACUUCCUAAAGAAGUAUUGCUCCAAUGAGUGUAAAAAAUUAAAAUUGCCUUUUAAUGUAUUGGUUGUUGACUAUUUCUGCUUACCUGAAAUCAUUUUGACCACUUUAUGUCCUUUUUCAAAGUGUUCUGACACUUUGAUUUGAAAUGGCUCUAAUGAUUCUUUGUAUUUGAAUGCGGUCUGUCAGGCCACGGGUGAGUGCCUUGCACAUGGUAGACAUUCAAUAAACACAAAAUGAAUGAAGGAA
Molecule: messenger RNA, 6513 nt
Organism: Galeopterus variegatus (Sunda flying lemur)
Lineage: Eukaryota; Metazoa; Chordata; Mammalia; Dermoptera; Cynocephalidae
Gene: KPNA1
Product: karyopherin alpha 1 (importin alpha 5)
Exons: 13
Coding region: 1-1560 (519 amino acids)
Biological process (GO): NLS-bearing protein import into nucleus; postsynapse to nucleus signaling pathway
Cellular component (GO): cytoplasm; nucleoplasm; nucleus
Molecular function (GO): protein binding; nuclear import signal receptor activity
Source: RefSeq, a predicted model, not a curated record